Nylanderia fulva is the source of this 1012-nucleotide messenger RNA. Its product is annotated as zinc finger protein 830. Gene Ontology annotation, biological process: nuclear DNA replication; mitotic DNA damage checkpoint signaling; mitotic DNA replication checkpoint signaling. NCBI's taxonomy places the organism in Eukaryota, Metazoa, Arthropoda, Insecta, Hymenoptera, Formicidae. Gene Ontology annotation, cellular component: nucleus; spliceosomal complex. Gene Ontology annotation, molecular function: nucleic acid binding; zinc ion binding. The record is from RefSeq and is a predicted model, not a curated record.
CCUCUCGCCUCUCAUUCUUCUCUCUGCUUCUACACUUGUCUAUAUUCUGUGACAUAACCCCCAAAAUAUUUGAUAGAUUUGGUUGUGUACAGUGAUAAAUAAGUCGAAAAAUGUCAUUAAAAAGAAAAUUGACGCAGACUGAUUUGCGUAAAGCGAUGAGCGAGCACAAGAAGAGGAUCGGUACAAUUAAGAUCGACUCACCAUUAGCAAAAUAUACAGAUUCAGGUCAACUUAUGUGCAUUUUAUGCAAAUUGGUUGUACGCAGUGAAACAGUUUGGCCUGUUCAUUUAAACUCCAAAACACAUAAGGAAAAUGUAGCAUUAGCAAAAGUGGCAAAACUGGAAAUGGAAAGCUUUGCAAAGACAUCUAACGUUUUACCAUUCAAAAGACCUUCUUCUCCAUCUCAAGACAAUUUUGCAAAUAAGAAAAUAAAAGGAAUAUUGAAAAAUUCUAAUCGUCCGGAAGUGCAAACAAAGUCAAGUUUAUCAAAAGAUUUCUUUCAUAAUAAUAAUUUAAAUCAAGUAAAUGAUACAUCUAUGCAAAAAUUAGAAAAUGAAGAUACUAUAGCGAGUACUGCAGAUGUGCAACACAUGGAAACAGAAGUAGAGAAAAUAAAGGAUACAAAUCCAGCUAUUCUUCCAGAAGGAUUUUUUGAUGAUCCAAUAAUGGAUGCUAAAGUACGUAAUGUUGAAUAUAAAGAUCCUAUUGAAGAAGAAUGGGAAAAAUUUCAAAAAGAAAUUAAAGAAGAGACUGCGCAAUCUGCACAGAUUAUUGCUGAUGAUCAGGAGGAAGCAACAACAGAAAGGCAAUUGGAUGAAAUUGAAGAGCAAAUUAGGCAUUGGUCUAGGGUAAUAGAUCUUGCAAAACACAUGGAACAAGUGCAAGGUACUGAUAGAAAGCAAGAAAAUAUUGAUGAUGAUGUAUUAAGCAGUGAUGAAGCAGAAUUUGAGGAGUUUCUCGACUGGCGAGCAAAAAAUUCGUAUAAAUAAAUCAUUUUAUGUGUGUACAGUGA